Molecule: messenger RNA, 5707 nt
Organism: Microcebus murinus (gray mouse lemur)
Lineage: Eukaryota; Metazoa; Chordata; Mammalia; Primates; Cheirogaleidae
Gene: RFFL
Product: ring finger and FYVE like domain containing E3 ubiquitin protein ligase
Biological process (GO): negative regulation of extrinsic apoptotic signaling pathway via death domain receptors; protein K48-linked ubiquitination; proteasome-mediated ubiquitin-dependent protein catabolic process
Cellular component (GO): plasma membrane; cytoplasm
Molecular function (GO): ubiquitin protein ligase activity
Source: RefSeq, a predicted model, not a curated record
AUAUAUUAAAAGAACUUAAUCACAAAGCUACUGUUAUUUUUCUUAUUUCUUACAUAGCCUUAUAUUGUCAUAAUUUUCAUGUAACCUUAUAAAACCUCAAGUGCCUAAAGCCAUUAGUUCAAAUUUAGCACCUGUUAUAAGCUCUCAAUGUGUAAUCCUCAACCUUUCCAGUCUAAAAGGAGGCAUUAGGAUGGAAUAUAGCUAUGGUUUGGGAAAACUGAUUAAAACUGUAUCAGAAUCCCAAAGAGGGAAAUGAUAGCUACAAAGCUCUGCUCACAGGCUUAGUGGUGUUUCUCUUAGCAGAGUUUACAGAGUUUCAGUGUUUCUGGCCCUCAGGUUGCUCUUCAUGUAAUUCACAUUUAAUUCCCAGGCACAGUAUUGUCUGGACUUUUCUCUUCAUUAUUUAAAGUUUACUAAUAUAGAAUAGGCCACAAGCCUUUCUAAUAAUACUAUGUUUUUUUCUAAAGAAGGUUCUGAAUUUGAGAAUUGUUUUAUAUGAGAAUGUUGUGACUUAUCAUCAACUGCAGAAAUAUUUUUCAAAGUAUGGUCCAAGAGAUAAUGGUUGUCAGCUGCUAUAAAGAUGUGUUUAUCACUUGAAAAGGACUAAUUAAUAUUACUGUAGGGAAGCUUCUUUAAACACAGCCAUUUUCUGAAAGGAAGACAAUGAAGGGGAGAAAAUAAAACAAGGAACAUUUUAUUAUACCUUAUAAAAAGCUCAGUGUAGCUAUCCUACUGAAAUAAUGUAAUUAAAGGGAAUUAAAUGGGUUGGGUAAAGAAAUUUUUUAAAACUAGCCCCUUGAAAAGGAAUAGAAUUAAGCAGGAUCAUCUUUUAAACCCAAAUUCUGUCUGCACAUACAUUUUAAUUAACAUAGUAUUUAUUGAAUGACAAGCUGAGUUGGCAGCUACAAGCAGAGUAUAUUAUGUUGAGAUCUGCCUUGAAGGAUGGAUGAUGAGGCUAGGGUAUGGCAGCCUCAAAUGCCCACGCCAAGAAAUAGCUGAUGGCAUGAGGGACCAUCACGUAUUUUGACCAGGGAACAGAGGAUCUGAUAUGAACUUUAGUUUCUCUCUUGUCAAAUGAAAACAUAUAGAAAGCAAGGAUUUGAUCUUUUGUGUUUUUUUUGUAUAACACCAAUACCAAUUCUAGCCUGUCAGGGCAAAGUCAAUAAUAAUUAAUAGCUGUUGAUGAAGCCUGUCAUGCUAGAAUUGAUUUUUUAAUAAGCAGGCUAAUAAGUGAAAAUUUACGUAAAUUCUUUUAAGAACAACUCUUAAGGCGAUUUUCACAACCUUUUAUAUUCAUUAUGCAUCCAGUAGGUAUGAUGGUGGAUGAUUUAGCUUUAGCAUAGAGAAUGUGGCAGAUGAUUGAAAAAAAAAAUUGCAGUGCUUCUGUCUUAAUGAGAGAACUUGACUUGUCGAAGGAAAUAAGAGGUCACAGGAGGUCUCUUGGGAAAAAAAGAACAAUGAGCUUGGUUCCAGCUGACAAAAAUUUACCCUAAUGAUUUGACCAGCUAACGAUGAUGACUGGGUGAGUUCCCUGAGUCCACUGACCCGGAUGUUCUAAUUUGUAAAUGCAAAGUGACUUCUUUAUCAGCCUUCUGGGGAAAUCUUCAGAGCUGUGAACCUGCUGCCUUCAGUAAUCUUGCUAUCCAGAGCUCCGGGCUGUUCUCAGAUGAAAUUUUAGAAACAGGCCACUGGAGCUUUCCGGGUAAGGGCUUCAGAGGUGGCCAAAGUACCAGCAGUCGGGGAAUGAGGUUUAUCUGCCCUGGUAAUCAGCACUUGAUUUAAGACAAUCAGUGGGGUGCCUCUUUUCUUCUAGGUUGCAGUUGAUUGGGGUUGGCUGGGGCUGAGUUGUUUGGGAAGCAGGAGUUUUGCCUAGCGUGAGUCAGCACUGCUUGGGUAAACUGCCUGCUCUGUUGCAAUCCUGCUUGCCAAAGAUACGUCCCCAGGCGGCACCAUUCACUUUGCCUGAAAGCCGCUGCUCUUGGUUCCUGAGAUGAUCUCAUCUGAAUGUGGCUCCAACGGCUUCAGCUCGAGGCAGCUUGCUUUCUACCAGGGCAAUGUUUUGAAACAGGCAAAAUCAGAUUUUAUCAUGUGGGCAACCUGCUGCAACUGGUUCUGCCUGGAUGGACAGCCUGAGGAGGUCCCACCAGCCCAGGGAGCCAGGACGCAGGCCUAUUCCAACCCUGGGUACAGCUCCUUCCCUUCCCCAACAGGCUCAGAACCAAGCUGCCGGGCCUGUGGGGCCCAUUUCGCAAACACGGCCAGGAAGCAGACCUGCUUGGACUGUAAGAAAAAUUUCUGCAUGACCUGUUCGAGCCAAGUGGGGAAUGGGCCCCGCCUCUGCCUUCUCUGCCAACGGUUCCGAGCCACAGCCUUUCAGCGGGAGGAGCUCAUGAAGAUGAAGGUGAAGGACCUGAGGGACUAUCUCAGCCUCCAUGACAUCUCUACCGAAAUGUGCCGGGAGAAAGAAGAGCUGGUGUUCUUGGUGCUUGGCCAGCAGCCUAUAAUCUCCCAAGAGGGCAGGACUUGUGCCCCCACCUUGUCCCCGGACCUCCCCGAGCAGCAGGCCUUCCUGAGCCAGCCUCACACCAGCACGGUACCUCCUACCUCACCCAGCUCCUCUGCAUCUGCACAGGCCACCUCUGUCCCCUCAGCCCAGGCUCAGGAGCAUCAGCAGGCCAAUGGCCAUGUGUCUCAGGACUACGAAGAGCCCGCCUACCUGGAGAGCACAGCCAGAGCACCUGCUGAGGACGAGACCCAGUCCAUUGACUCAGAGGACAGCUUCGUCCCAGGUCGGAGGGCCUCUCUGUCCGACCUGACCGAUCUGGAGGACAUUGAAGGCCUGACGGUGCGGCAGCUGAAAGAGAUCCUGGCUCGCAACUUCGUCAACUACAAGGGCUGCUGUGAGAAGUGGGAGCUGAUGGAGAGGGUGACGCGGCUGUACAAGGAUCAGAAAGGACUGCAGCACCUGGUGUGUGGCGCUGAAGACCAAAACGGGGGAGCAGUGCCAUCCAGCGUGGAGGAGAACCUGUGUAAGAUCUGCAUGGACUCACCCAUUGACUGUGUUCUGCUGGAGUGUGGCCACAUGGUAACCUGUACCAAGUGUGGCAAACGCAUGAAUGAGUGUCCCAUCUGCCGGCAGUAUGUGAUCCGAGCUGUGCACGUCUUCCGGUCCUGAGGGCUUGCAUCUGCUUCUUCAGUGCCUUACAGGGACGUAGCCUGGGAUGUCAGGGCUCAGGGUUGGCCAGCUUGCAGAGGGGGCAAGUUAAGAAAUUUUGCAGUGUUCCCAAGAUCAGGGCAAGCAGAUACCAUGUUACCGUGGGCAUGCCUGUCUUGCCGUGGGGGUACACCUUUUGACUGGCAAAGCUCCUGAGACCAGUGGGGACAGCUACAAAUCACACGGUGAGUCCUUAUUUCAGUGAUCUUGAGGUGAUGAUGGUACAUGAUGAAAAGACUUGCUAGAACUUCGACCAUGUCUUCCUCCCUUCCUCUGAGAACCUAGGCAGUUCCACCCUUCCUCUUGUACCCCACCCAUCAUCUGGAGAUGCUUGCCUUUGUGUUUCAUCAAUCAAAAGUCCUGUCAGAAAUGGUUCUCUUCCUUUCUUAGCACAUUUGGAUUUAAAUUACUGGUCUCUGGCUUUCUGUGCUUUAAUAAUCUUUGCUAAAGUCUCUUGCUACAUUGCCUAAAAUCCAUUUGUUUCUUUGGACCAAAAAUGUUAGUUUACCAGACCAAUUGUCUUUAGGAUAGAAUUUGGACCAGUAAAUUUAACUCUGAAAUGAUACACAAAUGCUAUCAAAAAACUUCAGUUGUUAAGAGUUGCUUCCUUAAGUGCUGGUACUGGAAGCUAUCAGUAGUCUUUGACCUAAGCCAACAAGCAUCUGGCUUCCAAACUGCUGGGAAAUCCGUCUCUAUGCAGGGGGUGGUGCAUGGAUAAUCUCUGCUGCUUCCUCUCUUGGGGCCUGACUUUGCACCAUCUUUUAGUUUGAGGAAAGCAGAAGUGUUGGGUAAAGGCAGUGGCUUUCUGCUUAACUUUGGCUUUGCUUCUGAGCCUCUUUUUGCAAUAGGCAGGGGUCUUAAACCACUUUCCGCUGAAAAUGAAGUCCCUUCCCUACUCAUGAGGUUUUAAACUUGUUCUCACCCAAAGCACAGAGACUUAGGCAAAGAACUUUGCUCUCCUCUUUAGCCAGAUGAGAGUUCCUGGCUAGAGGAACCUAUAAGAACACCUAAGAGGUGUUGGAAGGUACCGAAUGAGGCUGGAUUCUGCCUGUGGCCAGAUAGCUGAAAGUCUUAAUUGCCCUGGUUGGUGAGGAGUCCCUACUUGCAUUUUCCCUUCUUAGCCUACUGAUUUUGGGGGACAGGUCAGGGAAGAAGCAUUCUCUAGGCCGUUUAGGAAGAACCAUGGAAUGAGUAGGUGAUGUUUUUGAGCCACCUUAGGGUCUUUAGACCACUGGAGGAACUGAAGGGCUUAAGUUUGCUGGAGAAGCUUAGCCAAACACAGAACACACAUGCUAUCAGGAAAGCUGUGUGUCCUUCUGUUAGCAAUGGAUGAACUAUGCAAACCCUAAACACCUGAGGGCCCCCCCUUGCCGUAGCUGAGCUCCCCUGAGACUAGAAGAACCAAUCAUGACUCUGGGUGGUAGUGGGAAACCUCUAAAGGGACCUAUUGGUGCAGACGUACUUAUGCUUUUGCUUCUUCAUCAACCACUGAACCCUUUCGGGAGUAUGAAAUAAUUUCAAAUAGUUGUCAGAUGAACACUGGGCCACUUACCUCGACAUGAUACCAAGGCCUGGAUGAUUUGAUUCUGGGCUGAAGCUUUUGUAGGAGUUGGGGGAAUCAGAGAUUUUCCCAUGAAAAUAUCACCUUUCUGGCAGACAAUAAAUGCUAUAGUUUACAAUGCCUACCAGUUUAGCAAAGGAUCAUUCAUUCAUUCAGCUACUCUUUAAUUCCACUGUGAAACAGGUCUAUGUACAUGCUACUCAGUUAACAUGUAGCAAUAACUUCAGGGCAGAAGCUAGCUCUCUCCCUACUUAAAACUUUUCUCUACUCAAGCCCUACCUCCCCAUUUUCCUCCUAGAUACAAGCUGAAAAUAAUAUACUGAUGGCUAGUUAGUAACCUCAGUAAGAAUUAGAACUGAUGUCAUUUACUCAUUUUGGAGAAAGAACUUGCCUUUAAAUGUUUUGUCCUCUUAUGGUGAAGGUUUCCAUUUAGGAAGAAAGGUGUCAACCCUGAUUUUUUUUUUGUAUCAUUUUUAUUAUUACAACAAAUAAAAGUUGGAAGUCCCAACAUCCCAUUCCAGUUAAUAUCUAACCCAAGUAUAAAACUUGAUUUUUUAAAAAUCCUUGAAUCCUCCCUCUUGCCCAUCAUGAAUCCUUGGUUUUAAUUAUCAUGGAAACAUCUAAUUCUCCCAAUUAUUCCGUGGCUUUUGCUGUGAUUGCUCUGAGAUUUCAGUUGAGACUUAAGACUUGGACAGCUGACUCGUUCAUAAUACAUUGGAAUAGUUGGAUCCAAACUAAUAAGCUGUACAGGAAUCAGUGCUCAAUAUAUAUUGUAUAAAUUUGUUGAAAUCUCUUAGAUGUGAAUUUGUUACUUCAAGUGGCUUAUAUUAAGAUUUUCUCAAACUUGGGGGUUUAAAGCAAACCCAAAUGUGUAUUUUUUUGUGUUAUACAGAGCUCUGCUUUAUAAUUUUGUAAUAAAGUUUCAAUACAGA